This is a messenger RNA of Schizosaccharomyces cryophilus OY26, 999 nucleotides long. RefSeq names its product flavonol reductase/cinnamoyl-CoA reductase family protein. Gene Ontology annotation, molecular function: oxidoreductase activity, acting on the CH-OH group of donors, NAD or NADP as acceptor. NCBI's taxonomy places the organism in Eukaryota, Fungi, Ascomycota, Schizosaccharomycetes, Schizosaccharomycetales, Schizosaccharomycetaceae. The record is from RefSeq and is a predicted model, not a curated record. The coding region runs from base 1 to 999 and encodes 332 amino acids. The transcript has 2 exons.
AUGACUCAAAUUUCUCCUCUCGUCUUGGUCACCGGCAUUAACGGUUUCUUGGGCUCCCACACAGUUGAAGCAUUACUAGCCCAUGGAUAUCGAGUUCGCGGAACCCAUCAGUCUCCUCAAGACCCUAACAUUCUGCUCCAUAAUCGCCCUUCUUGGAAAGACAAGGUGGAAAUGGUUCAUAUUCCCGACCAUCGGAUUCCGAAUGCGUAUGAUGAAGCUAUUCGUGGAGUCGAUUAUGUGAUUCAUGUUGCCGCCGAGGUCCACUCAAAUGGAGAAACCCCUGGUAUUGAUCCUCAUCAUACUCUCACCGUUAGUAUUAAGGGCACGGAAAAUGCUUUGAGUGCUGCUUUUAAAGAACCAAAGGUCAAACGCUUCGUUUAUGUAUCUUCUGAUGCUGCCUUAAAGGGUCCAAAGAACUAUAACGGAGAUGGCUAUGUUUUUACCGAAAAGGAUUGGAACCCUUUGACUUUGCAAGACGCAAAGACUUCUAAUGACGAAGGUUUAAAUUAUACCACAGUUCACAAUUUUUUUGCUACUCAUAAACCCCACUUUGAGGUCAUUGCCUUAAAUCCUCCUCUCAUCUUAGGACCUGUCUUUCAUCUGAAAUCUGUGAAUCAAUUAAGCUUUUCAGCAUGGUUUUUUUGGCAGUUAAUCAAUGGUCGCUACGAUAUUGCUCCCAAGACUGAAAUUUUUAAUUACGUUGAUGUACGAGACUUGGCGGAAUCGGAAGUGCUCGCGCUCACGGCUCUUACCAAGGAACCCAGGGUCAUCAUUUGUGCUGGCGACCUUACGAAUGACAAAAUCGUAAAUGCUGUUUUACCUCAUUUUCCUCAAUUUCAAGACAAGAUUGCUAAACCUAAUGGUCAGCUCUCAACAUGCAAUUACCAAAUUGAUGCUUCGUUGUCCAAGUCCGUUCUUGGCAUCAAGUAUCGUCCUCAUGAAGAAACAUUUUGUGAUGCCGCUGCAUCUUUAUACCGCCUUGCUGGUUUACUUUCGUGA